Molecule: messenger RNA, 1036 nt
Organism: Pundamilia nyererei
Lineage: Eukaryota; Metazoa; Chordata; Actinopteri; Cichliformes; Cichlidae
Exons: 6
Coding region: 58-984 (308 amino acids)
Source: RefSeq, a predicted model, not a curated record
UCUCGCAGCAUUUUUAACCCUUCACCUUUGGUAAUUGUUCUACUGGUUGCCUUCAGAAUGAUGACUACAAGCCUCUCACUGGGGUGUUCCCUUUGUGUCUUGCUGGUUGUGGAUAUAUGCAGCCUUCCUCUUGAGAAAGGCUCUAAUCCCAGCACUCAAUACAGGAUAACUAAUGUAAACACUGCAGAUAAUCUUGCCUCAAACCCAAGAGGAACUUUAGCCAACUUAACUCCUGGACUUGUUCCCUACAGCCCUCAAUACAGAGGGGUUCUAGUCCCAGCAUAUGUCAGCUCCAGUGUUUCUCAACCUACUCAGGCUGGUGGAUACACAGCUGACUCUACAUUAACUGGGGACUUAAAUGUUGGUGCUUCCCCCGGUAGCAGUAACACUGCAGAAAUCAACUGGGCUGUCCCACCUCCCAAGCUCAGUGAGGAAUCAUCACCCAACCCUCAAAGCCUUGCCUCUGGCACAGCUGAUGAGCCUGGUGCUCUUCUACCACCAGUACCUGCGUACCAACCAGGAGAGUUGUCCCACUAUGAGAAGGCUGCUGAGGCUGGGGACUACCAGUCGGAGACAGAAGAACUAGGUCGCAGGACUGUCCCAGCUACGAUGGACGCUUUUGCUGCUGCGGGUGGACUGGCAUCCCCAGGCUUUGCCACAGGACAGUUUGGAAUGGGUGGACUGUGGGGUAGUCCGUAUCCAUCCUUUGACUUAUUGUUCCCGACUGGCCAGUACCCUGCGGGCACAGUCAGUCACUUCAGCCAGGACUACGAGCAGGGACGAGACUACUCUCACAGCACUCACUACCUGAAAGACCACCCCUACCCCGGCUUUGCACAGUCAGUGGGGGCUGUUGGAGCAGCUCAGAGCCUUCAGACUCCCAGCUUGUAUGUGAGCAGUCCAGUGGUGGGAGGUUACUACCAGGUUGGAGCACAAAUGGUACCCGCUUCUUCCUACACAGGUGUUACGCAGAUAAAAUACUAGCUGACUCUCAAAGGCAUGAGUACAAGUUUAAUCAAUAAAGUCUUGUGAAAUA